AUGCCCGCCGGAUGCGCCGUCAAUUUCCUCAAGUCGUCCAAUCCAAGUCGCCAGCGCUCCGGCAGUGUGCGGCAGCGCGUGUGGAACAAGGUCCAACGCGCCACGUCGCUUUCCGCCAUGGAUUUCCAGACCUUCGUGCGCUCGCUCGCGCAGGACCCGAAACCCGUGCAUCCAUUCAAGCCGUCCGGCGCCGGGGAAGGCGGAGAGGCGCGUGGAGGCGCGCAGCAGAUGCGUGGCGGAGAGGCUGCCGGCGCAGCAGCGCAGACGGCGCAAGAUACGUUCUUUACCAGGCUAGAAGCCCCCGCGGAUAGAGAUUUCUCCGCGGCGGCCAGCCCCGCAGCUCCCGCCGAUGCUUCCCACGCGGGGCUCUCGCGCGGGAGCGCCGGUAGCCGUUCCGCUGGCGUCGGAUCGCACUGGGGCCUGGCGCGUUCCGCUUCCGACGCGCUGCAUCAGAUGUUCGGGGGCUCCGGGGGUGGCGGGGGGGGAAGCGGUGCGGGUGGCGCGGGGGGAAACACUGCGGACGAUGGGAGGGAACCGGGGGAAGCCAGUGGCGGAAGCCAGCGGGGAGCAGCGGGGAGGAACCACGGGGCUGGCGGAAGGGGGAGCGGCGGUUCCGCUGGGAGAAGCGCAAGUUCUGGGGGGAGUGUUUUUCUACCGUUGAACCAGACUCCAAACCAAACUCCGAACAACCAAACUCCACAGGGACCUUAUUAUUCGCGCCAGCGGAGCUUCUCCGCCAGUGGCGCAAGCUUUUCCGCCAUCCCUUCCGCCAGCCCUUCCGCCAGCCCGUACGCUAGCCCUUACGCUGGUCCUGCUGCUGGCGCGGCCGUUACUACCUCCUCCCCCUCCCCCUACGGCGGAGGGCUGGGGUGCACAGGCGGAGGACUGGGGGCCUCAGGCGGAAAGGGCGCAAGUUCCGGGGGACCGAAGGCAGGGCCUCCGUUGCCUUUAUCGAAGUCCGCUAUAGCGAGGUUUAGGCUUCCGCGGAUGGCGUCAGAGAGCGGGCGAAGGCACAGGGCGUGGCAGGCUGACCUGGAGGAGGACGAUGGGGAGCCGCUUGAGGGGGAGGUGGUACCUGAUCCGGUGGGAUCUGGGGCAGGUGUAUCCGGGACUGACGGAGUGAAUUACGGUGGGGGGAAUAUUGGUGGGGGGAGUUUCGAUGGGGGAAUUUAUGGUGCUGAGCAGAGGGGCGGGGGAGGGAGGUCGGGUUCGGAAGGAGGAGCGGAUGGUUUCAAGAGCCAGUCAACGCGGUCAAUGCAGUCAAUACGGUUUGGGUCCGGUACUGAGAGACCAAGGGCGUAUUCACUGAGCCAGACCAGCAUGGAUGGAUACCUAAGGGUAACUGGCACCAAUAGCCCUGCUCUUUCCACUGCUACUGCUGCUGCUGGUGCUGAGACUGCUGGCACGUCUUUAGGGGGUGGUGCUGCUGCUUCUGCUGCUGCUGGCGGCUUUCUGGAGUUCCCCAAUGGAACCUUUCACGCGUCCGGGGUUGAGCAGACGGGCGCAGGAGACAGUGAGGGCGCAGCGGGUUUUCAGCAGCAGCAGCAGCUACAGCAGCAGUCGAUGCAGCAAUAUGCACAGGCACAGGCCCUCGGCAAUGAAACAAGCCCAGACGCUCAGAUUCUUGUAGUCGACCCGGGGAAGGAGUGGCAGCAGCAGCAGCAGCAGCACGGUACGGCACAGCAAAGCACGAGCGCACAGCAAAGCACAGGCGCUCAGCAGCAGGCGGGGGCAGGCGGAUCUCAGCCGUCCAUGCAGCAGGCAGCCGGCGGAUCUCGGCCGUCCACGGGCACAGGCUCGCGGGCGUCUGCCGUGGCGUAUGUGAGCAAGUUUGAGGAGUACAGGCGGCGACUGACGGAGCAGCAGCAGCAGCUACAGCAGCAGCAUGGGGUAGGAGGGGUGGGGCCAGGGCAGGUGGGAAGGAACCGAGGAGGUGGUGGUGGCGGUAGGGGUGUUCCCAGAAGUGCGUCUCAUGAGCCUUUCAGUGAUAGGUCGUGGCAAGGGCGAGACGAGGAGAGCUCGGCCGCUGGUGCUAGUGCGGGUCUUACUGGUGCUGGCACCGGCUUUACAGGUGAUGGCUUUGACGAUGCUAGUCUUGGUGUGUCCAGUGCGGCUGGCGGGGUAGGUGGGGGUGGUGGGCCUGGUGGGGGUGGCGAAGGGUAUAGAGGGGAGAGGCAGGGGUACGGCACUUACAGGGGCUCGCCAGCCGCAGCAAGGGGAGGGGGACGAGCAGGCGGCAGGGCGGGGGGCAGGGCGGACGGCAGAGCGGGCGGCAGGGCGGGCGGCAGGGCCGGUGGAGCAUUUAUGAUGCGGUCGACAUCGCUUGGCAACGCUAGGGAUUUCAUGGGGCAGCUGGAGGGGGAUGACGUGGACGCUGACGUGGAUGGAGAUGUAGAUGACUCAGGUGGGGGCUUAGCUGGGGGCGUGGAGGCUGGGCUAGGUGAGUGGAGUACGGGCGGCACAGGGAGUGAUACCACAGGUGCUGCAGGGCCCAGUGCUGCUAAUUCUUCUGCGUCAGCAGCCGGGGUAAGUAGUGACCGGCUGGGCGGAGGUCGCAGUAGGGGUCGGGGUGGUGGUAGGGGUAGUGAUGGUGGUGGUAAGGGUAGCGGUGGUAGGGGUAGGGGUAGCAGUGGUGGUGGUGGUCGCACCUCAGGCUCGCCAUCUGCCACUCUCUCUCUUCGGAACUAUGAGAAGUUCCGACCCUCAACAGCAGCAGCAGGAGGAGGAGCAGCAGCUGAACCAUCCUCCUCUUCAGUGCAAUUCCUCUCAGGAUCAGGAGAAGGCGGAGAUGAGGAGGAUGAGGGGCUGGCGCCUGUAGCUGCAACUUCCCACGCCCCUGGUGCCUCUAGAAGAGCUGGGUAUGGGAGUAGCGACGGUCGUGGUGGUGGUGGCUCUGGGCGUAGUCGGGGUAACCCUAACUCUACCCUGGGUAACCGCCAACUGCUGCGGCGGCACACCGACGACCCGACGCAGCUGAACCGCGUCCAAACGCCCGAUGCACUCUCGUCCUUUCCUGCCGUGCCCUCCCGCCUUGGCCCGGGGAACCUCCAGCGUACCUCGUCGUCUGCCGCCCACCGGCCUUCCUCUGCUGCCCAGCGACCUUCAGCUGCCGCCCAGCGGUCUUCCGCUGCCGCCCAGCGGCCUUCUUCUGCCGCCCAGCGACCCUCCUCUGCCGCCCAGCGGCCCUCUUUGUCCUCUUCUGGGCGGCAGCAGGAAUUCAGAGACCAAGGGCCGAUGCAGCAGCAGGGGCAGAUGCAGGAGCAGAUUCAGUACGUCAACAGCCUGCCACAUCCCCCUCCUCCCCGCUCCGGGCCAGGCCUGGCCCUUCCUCCCCGUCCGAAAGCCCUUAUCCGAGGCAAGAAGAGAAGAUUUCCCGUCCCUCCACCUCCCCUCUCCGGACCAGGCCAAGCCCUUCCGCCUCAUCCGAAAGUCUUGAUCCGAGGCAAGAAGAGCAGAUUCUCCUCCCCUCCACCUCGUCCUCCUCUUCCUCCCCGGUUCGGCCGGGGCUGGAUGCGCCUCCCAAGCGGCGGGCCUUGUCAGGCCCCCUGCAUGCCCGUGCUGGCCGCCGCUCUGCUUCUACCCUCCCUGCUGCCAAUGCUCUCGCUGGCAACGCUGGCAGCAGCAGCAGCAGCAGCAGCACUACCAGCAGCAGCAGCAGCAGCAGCGGCAGCAGCAGUAGCAGCAGCAGUAGCAGCAGCACUGGCAGCAUCAUUAACAGCAGCAGUGGCAGCACCAGCAGCAGUGGCAGCACCAGCAGCAGUGGCAGCACCAGCAGCAGCAGCAGCAGCAGCAGCAGCAACACUAACACUCUUCAACCAGCAGAGCCCCAAAAGCGGGGCUUUAAGCCCUCACAGCCAGGCUGCAAUCCGCUCUCCCUCUGCCAGAAGCCCUCGUGGCGGCCUCCCCCCUCCUCCUACCCCUCCCUUGCGCUCUCCGUCCACUCGUUCUCCGCUUUCUCCUCUUUCCUCUCCCCUUUCUCGGGAUAAGUUGGCUUCUCAGUGGCUAGAGCAGAGGGCCCCCCUGUCGCCACUCUCACCACAGCAGGGGCAGCAGCAACAGCAGCUGACGCAGCAGCAGCAGUCGCAGCAGCAGCAGUCGCAGCAGCCUUGGCAGCAGCAGGGACAGCAGCAGCAGCGGCAGCAGGGGCAGCAGCAGCAGGGGCAGCAGCAGCAGGGGCAGCAGCAGCAGUGGCAGCAGCAGGGGCAGCAGCAGGGGCAGCAGCAGCAGCAGUGGCAGCAGCAGGGGCAGCAGCAGGGGCAGCAGCAGGGGCAGGGGCAGCAGUGGCAUCAGGCUACCUCCCCUCACAGCAUGGCCAUACAGCAUGCUACCCCAUCCAGCCCUAUUCAUGCGCUCAUGCAUGUCCCCACCAGCCCUGUCCCAGCAUUGGUGCAGCAUGCACCUGCUAGCCCCUCCCAGGGCGUGUAUGGGCCGUUUGAAAUGCCUUCUCAAGCUCCCAUUCACCCUCCUCACUCUCAGCACACGCUCACUCACUCCCCCCAUUCGCCCCUUCAUUCUCCUCGUGCUCCUAUGCACCCCCCCCAUGCGCCCAUGCACUCCCCCCGUUCUCCAAUGCACUCCCCACGUGUUGCCCCACACUCCCCCCAUGCGCCCAUGCACUCCGCCCAUGCGCCACUCUCCCCCCAUGCGCCCAUGCACUCCCCCCAUGCGCUCAUGCACUCCCCCCACGCGCCCAUGCAGUCCCCCCAUUCGCCCAUGCACUCCCCACGUUCUGCCCCACUCUCCCCCCAUGCGCCCAUGCACCCCACCCAUGCGCCCAUGCACCCCCCCCAUGCGCCCGUGCAAUCCCCCCAUGCUGCCCCACACUCCCCCCAUGCGCCCAUGCACUCCCCCCAUGCGCCCAUGCACUCUCCCCAUGCUGCCCCACUCUCCCCCCACCCUCCUAUGCACUCCCCCCAUGGUCUCACACAUGCUCCCCAUUCCCCUCUACAGUCCCCCACACAUGUACUGCACUCCCCCCAUUCCCCCUUUCACUCCCCCCAUGCGCACUCCCCAUCCCAUCCCACAGCCCCCCCCCACUCCCCAUUGCACUCUCCCCACACAGCCCCUCCAUAUAGCCAGCAACAGCCUCUCUCCCCCACAUUCUUUUCCCCCAAUUCCUUUCCCCCCAACUCCUUCAAUCCGGAGGCUCGGAAACCUCCCGAGGCUGGCCAACCGGUUUGGCAGCUUGGUGCGGCAGAGGAAAGCACACCCACCCCUGCAUUGGGCAGUGGAACCCUCCAAACCUCCCAACGCCACACGCAGCAGCAGCACCCAGGAAGCACCACCCACCUCUCCCCUCCUCCCUCCAACACACCCUCAGCUCUCGCCGACUCUCCUUCCUUCUCUCACGUCUCCCCUCCUCCCUCCUACUACGACCCUGCAAACCCCUCCCUUCCCUCCCAUACCGCGCACAACCGCUUUGCAAACCCACACAGUAGCGCUUACGCCUCUGACCCUACCGCCUCCCCGCAGGAUUCUUUGCCGCGCAUGCACACCAACCCUCUCCACUACAGACGGCCUUACAACACCCACCUGCCCCGCCGCCCCCCUCGCCCCGUUCCACCUCAGUCUAGGAAUGCGCUGGCUGCAUCAGCUGCUGGGGCUGGGGGAGGGGGGUUUGCCUCAGCCAGACUCGGGAAUGCUAGUGGCCAGGCUGGUGCUUUGACCAGUCGUAGCACCUUCACUGUUGACUUUUAA
Molecule: messenger RNA, 5697 nt
Organism: Closterium sp. Naga37s-1
Lineage: Eukaryota; Viridiplantae; Streptophyta; Zygnematophyceae; Desmidiales; Closteriaceae
Source: the annotation of a GenBank genome assembly